Molecule: messenger RNA, 4544 nt
Organism: Acipenser ruthenus (sterlet)
Lineage: Eukaryota; Metazoa; Chordata; Actinopteri; Acipenseriformes; Acipenseridae
Exons: 2
Coding region: 22-966 (314 amino acids)
Biological process (GO): T cell costimulation; positive regulation of T cell proliferation; cell surface receptor signaling pathway
Cellular component (GO): external side of plasma membrane
Source: RefSeq, a predicted model, not a curated record
GACUCCAGUGUGUAACGUGGUAUGAAUUUAAGAUUUCUCUUGUGUGUCGGUACAGAGAUGCAGACGGAGCGUGCAAAGAGGAUGGACUCUGCAGGAGAAGAAGCGUCCCUGAAUUCACCUGAGCUGCCCUGGAACCAGCUGUAUUUGAAAAGAAGGACCGAGUCCAGGAUCCAGUUAAGGAGGAGAGUGUGCUUCACUGGCCCUGCUGCUGCUGCUGUUACCGGGGUAUUGGCAAUCCUCAUACUGGCUGCUGGCAGUGUGAGCAGCGACAGUGAGUUUGUGAAAGUCUUGCGCUCAGUGAAGUGUACGGAGGGGCAGGACUGUAUCCUGAGCUGCACCUUCUACUACACAACUGGACACUGGGAUGAGAGGUCAGGUGUGAUCUGGAGACAAGCAGAAACGGGGCGCAUUGUUCACAGUUACCAUGACAACACAGACCAGCUUGCCGAUCAGCUCCCUCAGUAUGUGAGCAGGACCGUCCUGUUUGAUUCUGAGCUGCAGCGCGGGAACGCUUCACUGCUGCUGAGGAGAGUCACGGAGGAAGAUGCUGGAGAAUACAAGUGCUCUGUUUACACUCUUAGACUGUACGGGUCGGGCCUGACUGAGGUAGUCGUGGUUCCGGCUCCACCCACAACAGCACCAGCUCAUGUGACAGUCCCGAGCUCUGACCGACACGCCUGGUGGGUUUCAGGAGCAGUUCUUCUUUGUGUGAUUGCAGGGCUCUGUGUCGGUCUGUGGCUCUAUAAAAAACAUGCAGGUCACAGCUGGAAGUCCAGCAAGGCUUCUAGUCCAGCACAGGCAGUGCCGUUAUCAGACGUGAUCGAGGAGCCCAGUGAAGUCAGACCACUCCCCUGCACUGCUCAAUUUACCCAGUUUAAUACAAGCUCCCAAAACGAAAUACAGUGUAACCCCGUUAAUGUCCCCUUGGUUAAUAUCCCAACCCGCUUAUUAUCAUGGUUUUUUUAAAACCACUUGCCACUCCCCAUAGGUUUCUAUGUUAAAUUAACUCUUUUAAUAUCACUAGGAACCCCGCUUAUUAUCCCCUUUUUGAGUCGUCUACCAAAGCUGUGCAGAUGAGGAGUACUGUUUUAAAUAAAUUAUUUAACCAAUGAUACUAUCCCUAGAUUAUUAAACUCUGUGUAAACACUAUCACAAGCGGUACUGGAAGGACGUUACUUCAGAAAGUCACACACCUUCAAAAUGUUGGUUAAACUGGCUUUGGUUACAUAACUAGCCUGAUGUACUGUACGUAGCUCACUACAAGCAAAAACACCUGCUCGAAAAAGAAAAGAUCUGACAGACACUCAGAAACAGCAAACAGGAAACUGUAUGUCUCUGUGAAGGAACACCAAAGAUUUCACAUCAAAACAUUGCAUAACAAUUCAGAAUUGAUCAGUCCACUCUUAAUAAACUCUACCGAAACCGGGAGCUGGCUUUGCUGUGCCUGAUUUCAUUAGAUUGUACACACGGCGUUGUUUGAGUUGUUAGUUACAGUAAUUAUGUUGCGUUACAGCAAUAAACUUAAGCUUAUGGUAGUGUUUUAGUGGACUGGUUUCCCCCUGCACUGAUAGCAUGUCAGCUAGCUAAUUAAAGUAUGCAGCAAUUGUUCACGUUUGUUUGAGCUAUCUAGACAAAUAAUUAAUUUCUGCUAUUGUCUAAUUAAACCUAUUUGAUGUUACACUACUGUAACAUUAGUACAAUAUUGUAAUACAAGACUACAGAUAUGGAUUAUCCCCAAAUAACUCUGUAUGGUAAUGGGGAUAUUAAACGGGUUACACUGUAUAUACAGAGUAUUUCAUUGGAUUAUUUCUGCAGUUUUGCUUGUCUACCUUUAUUUUAUAUUGGUAUUUGAGUGCAAAAAAAUAUAUGGCAGCGUACAUGGAUUGUUAGAAGAGGAGCGCUGAAGAGUUUGAGCCGUGUUCGGAGGAUUUCUGAAAGCAGCGACAGCACUUGGAGUAUCUUUUACAGUGCUGGGACAAAAUACUGUGAAGCCAGAAAUACUUGAAACCAGUAUUUUCAAUCUACUGCUCGGGAGGAAAAUAAAACAAAACACAACUCUGGAAAGAAAUCUAUAUAAAACAUCAGAAUCAAUUCUACAAUCAUCUCCUUUAGCGGAGUUUGAAAUUCACCUUUGUGAAUAUUAAUAGAGAUUUAUUGAAGUCUUUAUAUCCAGGCUGUGGAUUCCUGGCCACUGUCUCACCAAGCUGUUCCUGCUUCACCCUGGGAUUGAGAAGGAUCAUUUCUCCGAGCUGCCUUUCCAUUUGGAAAUGGUUUUUGUUGGAAGGAUUUUUCCAAACCCAGGUGGUUCUGCGGCUGCACCGCUUCCUGAACGCUGGGGGAGAUUAAGACAAUUCACUCAUUUUACUUGUGCUGGAUUCAUUUUGUUCAGCUUUUAUAUAUAUAUAUAUAUAUAUAUAUACAUAUAUAUCUCUGUGUGUAUUUUUCCUUAAUCACCUGGAUUGUGUACUUAUGCUUGUUCUGUUGUGUGUGUGUGUGUGUGUGUAUAUAUUUCUGUGUGGAUAGAUGCUUGUUCUGUUGUGUAUAUAUAUUUCUGUGUGGAUAGACGCUUGUUCUGUUGUGUAUAUAUAUUUCUGUGUGGAUAGACGCUUGUUCUGUUGUGUGUAUAUUUCUGUGUGGAUAGACGCUUGUUCUGUUGUGUGUAUAUAUUUCUGUGUGGAUAGACGCUUGUUCUGUUGUGUGUAUAUAUUUCUGUGUGGAUAGAUGCUUGUUCUGUUGUGUGUAUAUAUUUCUGUGUGGAUAGACGCUUGUUCUGUUGUGUGUGUAUAUAUUUCUGUGUGGAUAGAUGCUUGUUCUGUUGUGUGUAUAUAUUUCUGUGUGGAUAGAUGCUUGUUCUGUUGUGUGUAUAUAUUUCUGUGUGGAUAGACGCUUGUUCUGUUGUGUGUGUAUAUAUUUCUGUGUGGAUAUACGCUUGUUCUGUUGUGUAGUUUUACACAAAUAGUUUAGUCCAGGGGACACUUUGGACUCUUUGGCAAUGAAGGACUGAAAUGGAUCUGUCUUGUAUUUGUUGGGUCAAUUGAACUGAUUCGUGUAUCUGUGAUUAUUGGAUGUGGUUUAUAUUUGAAAGCAAUUGUGAAUUGAAUUCUGAUUCUUCUAAUUGUUUCUUCUGUCUCCUUGUCUUUCCCAUUGCUGUGCUAUUGUUAUCGUUUCCCAAUGUUUCUAUCCUGUGUUUGUUGAUUUACCUCAAAGCAUGUUUAUUGUAAUGAUGGUGACUUUCCCAGCGUUUAUUGCUUGGAUCUGGCACUCGGCUCACUUACCUUUUUUAUACCUGUCUUAUUGCUGCUGGGAAUAGAAUUCCAAUCCGGUAAUUCCAAUCAUGUUUAUUAUCCUCUAGAGUCACAAUCUUUCACAACAGAAAUACAACAUUAUAUACUGUAUGUGUUUUACCUUUUACAAAAGAAAGAUUACUUUCUAUGUGUAGAAAUCUUGAAUUUCUGUUGAUAUAAAGUGUUUAUUUUACUGUGUACAUUUUGCUAACUAUGUUUUGUUCAUACAACAAUAAAAUGGAAAAAGAUAGCGUUUCUCUCUGUCUUGCUUUAUUGAAUAUGACUAUCCAGCACACAGGAGCCUAAAGGGUUAAUAAAAAUGUUAGAAAUGCAUUGACUUUUUUUUCCAAAUAUUAUUUCAUACCAAUUUCAGCGGUAAAAUUAUCAAUUACAAUAAUGUCUAAAUCUGGUACCUGGAGUGCACAUUCAUUUUGAAUCUGGAUUUGAAGAAGUUAACUCAGACACUGGCACACAGAUACAGCAGUUACUAAACAUGACAUUAACUCAGACACUGGCACACAGAUACAGCAGUUAUUAAACAUGACAUUAACUCAGACACUGACACACAGAUACAGCAGUUAUGAAACAUGACAUUAACUCAGACACUGGCACACAGAUACAGCAGUUAUGAAACAUGAUAUUAACUCAGACACUGGCACACAAUAGAGUUAAUAUAACAAUGUAUAUCUUCUGUAACAAGAUUUCAUUUUGUAACACAACACACUGUGGAAACAUGCAAGCUGUUUAUUUUUAUAUUAUGUGUUAUUACAGUAUUAUUGGUUUUGUUUUUCUUUGAAUAAAAUAUAAAAAAUAAAUAAAUAAAAAUGUUCAUAAGGAGCUGUGGGAGGGAGGUGAAAUUCACUGGACACCAGCAGGGGUGUACUUUAAUAAUUCGGCCACAAGGUGGCACUGCACUGCUGGCUAACUCGGAUACCAACAAUGGUAAACAUAAGAACAUAAGAAAGUUUACAAACGAGAGGAGGUCAUUCACCCAUCUUGCUCGUUUGGUUGUUAUUAUUAUUAUUACUUAUUUAUUAGCAGACGCCCUUAUCCAGGGCGACUUACAAUCGUAAGCAAAUACAUUUCAAGUGUUACAAUACAAGUAAUACAAUAAGAGCAAGAAAUACAAUAACUUUUGUUCAAGCAAAGUACAAGUGUGACAAAACACAAUUCAAUAAUACAGCAGAUAAUAGUGAUAGUUACAUCAGGAUAUGAUUAAAUAGUGAUAGUUACAUCAGGAUGUGAUUAAAUACAAAGUAC